Paramisgurnus dabryanus is the source of this 1897-nucleotide messenger RNA. RefSeq lists its product as uncharacterized. The record is from RefSeq and is a predicted model, not a curated record. NCBI's taxonomy places the organism in Eukaryota, Metazoa, Chordata, Actinopteri, Cypriniformes, Cobitidae.
UGUCUGAUUAUUUCGAUUACUCAGGUCUGCAUAACGAUCGUGUUGGCUGAUCUUGCUUGUUGAGUGUUCCUGCUGCUGCUGAUCAAGAACAGCGCGAUAAACCUCUGUAUCUGCACUGACGGUGCAGUAGAGAGUGCCAUGCAGGAAGGUGAGAAGAGGGAGUGAGGCGAUGGGCUGCACCUCAGCCAAGCAGUUGUCAUCAGUUCCCAGUGAUGAAGAGGGUCGGGGCAAGGCUUACAGCAAUGGAGAUGCCUUCUCUGAUGAGUACAAAUUGAAAGAAGUUGAGAAGGUUAAAUACAUGCAUGGAGAAGAGGAGCGCAUGAACACACGAAACCAAGAGAACUUGGAAAAGAGCACAUUUUUGCACAAGGGCAGGCAUAAAGAUGCCACAGGAAAUAGUAAUAAGAUAAGUAUCCACUCUUCAGAGAGUCAGCAGGAGUUUUUUAAAAUGCUGGAUGAGAAGAUUGAAAAGGGACGGGACUACUGUUCGGAGGAUGAAGAUAUGACAUAGCAUGCUGAGUCCCUGACUCGGGCCAUCAGCGAGUCAGAACUCCCCCAAUGUUCCUUACAACUCCUUUCCAUGCCCUCUCACCCCAAGAGUACUAAUCUGCAAAAGCAUGAGGUUAAUAACUUGGUCGAAAGUGAUGUUCAAUUCUCUUAUUCCCUAAAGUUUACAUACUACACACCUCACCCAGAUGUCUUACAGGUCAGUGUUUGAUACUCUUGAUGUAUGAUAGGGAGCAUGAAAAGGCCUUGUUUAAGGAUGUCGGGAUUUGGCCCAAGUUUUGAAUGGGAAAGCCAUUUUCAGACUGUUCCUCAAUUCCUUGCCUUACACUACCCAUAAGCCUUCUCCAACUCAUAGACUACAUACGGUGGAGAGAGCAAUGCACAUAACAUCUUGGAUUUCGCCUUCUCUUUGACAUGGACAUCUGUCAGACACUCACAUACUCGUACCGUAAGGGACCGUGAUGCACAUGAAGUGGAGACGCACAUCAGGAGGGAUUUUGCUGAGAGACUUAAGUGAUGCUGAAACACAGGAUGUGAAAUCUUAUGAACAGAAACACAAGGCCAUUUAUAGCAAGCGUUUUUUUCUUUUACUAUAUCAGCAAAGUGUUUUUCACCCACAAAUGUAUUAUUUGUUGUCUUUGACUUUUUUUGAGUCAUGUGUUACAAAGCUCAGGACUGUGGUGCUGUGUAUGUCAUCAGUAUAUUUGUUGUUGGAUGAGAGCAGUAGUUUCUUUAUAGACAGUCUUAGAUAUGUUGGGUUUAUAUGCAGCUAAAUAAUGAAUAGAUAACAGCAUCUAGAGGAGUAAUAUUUAGUGACUCCAGUUACAGUAUCAUUAUGUAAUGUAGUUUUUGAUACUCAUUUUGCUGUGUAAAACAGGUGACUAUCACGUGUUAGCUUGACAUUUACAUCAUUUACAUUCCAGUUUUUAUAAGUUUAAAAAAGGUCAAGUUUUGAAGCCAGCCUUCAGAGUUUUACAUAGAUACUUUUUUAUUACCAGCAAGUGUUGUUUCCUUUUACAAUUUUGACAGUAAUGAUAAAUGUACCAUAAUCUUAAGCAGUUUUUUUUUUACAAAGAAACAGACAAGCCAUUUUUUUCUUUUUGAACACUAAAGUGAUAAUAUAACAUAUGUUUGAUAUACAAGUUCUCUUUACAUUUGGGCCAAACUAUAUUGCCAAAAAUGCAUAAUGUUUGUAGCUGAACUAAAGAAGGAUGAACAAAGGUUUAUUAAUGUUAUCUUUUUUAGCUCUGUACCAUUAAUGUUAAGUUAGAUGUUCCAAUUUGUUUUGGUUUACGGUCAGUUUACCCUGCUCUGUUUAGGUUUUUGGGAAUUAUGCGGUGUUAUUUUACAUAACUGACAUUUCAAGUGCAAGUAAAGAGGAGCAUUUUAA